Molecule: messenger RNA, 6039 nt
Organism: Anopheles marshallii
Lineage: Eukaryota; Metazoa; Arthropoda; Insecta; Diptera; Culicidae
Gene: jing
Product: zinc finger protein jing homolog
Exons: 4
Coding region: 1-6039 (2012 amino acids)
Biological process (GO): regulation of transcription by RNA polymerase II
Cellular component (GO): ESC/E(Z) complex
Source: RefSeq, a predicted model, not a curated record
AUGGCACCCCACACGCAAACUGCCGGUGGAGUAGGGGGCAUUACAAUUAAGCAAACGUUUCAACGGCGCCAGUGGCCAUACAACACUGUCAACACGGGCGGUACCGGUGGAACAGCGACGAACGCUGUGACCACCACCACCACCACCGCCGCGCCGGCUAACCCUGCAACCAUUGCUGGCACUACGACCGCUGGCAAUAGUAUUAGUAUAAGUAGUAAUAGUAACCAUAGUAACGCUGGUAGUAACGGUAAUGCUGCUGGUACAAUCGUACAGACGACAGCGGGUGCGUCGGGAACAUCGGUAUCAACGUCAGAACAGCAACCCAACGCCACUACCAUCACUGCCUUUGCGACGACACUGACGUCCCAGACAGGCAGCAGCAAUUUCUCGACCGCCACUACUACCAACAACACUGCCACUGCAGCAGCCGCCGUUGCACUGCUGCGAGUCGCUUCGGGCAGCACCUCGGCCGGCCUGGCCGUGAGUCCUUCGAAUAAGCUGAAGCGCCUACAGCCAACGUCCGCAUCGGCGACGGCAUCGACAGCCGCUACCGCACCACCGCAGCCCCAGCCACCUACCACCACCGGUGUUCAAACAGACGGAACUGGAAAAAGCAAUAGCAACAGCAAUAAUACAGGCAGCAAUCAUGUUGCCGCCUCUGCCAAACGUGCCCGCCCGAACCAGGAUGGGGCCAAGAUCGUGUGUAAGUCGGUCGGUACUAACACCAACGGGCCGCCCGCAUUGGUCGCCGUGAACAGCAACGCUACCCAGAAAAAGCUGACCCAAAUGGCGAUCGUCGCGGCCACUAGCAGCAGUAGUAGUAGUUCGGUAACCGCGAUCAACAACAACACGUCGACGUCGAUAGCGAUGAAGUCUGGUGGAAGCGCACCGUUGCCAACGACGACAACCAGCACUACCACCACCAUGCUGACCGCCGCCAUUCCAGCGGAACUGGCCAAAGCGAACAAAAUUACUGGGUAUUUUAAAUCGCAGCUGAAAACACCGAACUCGUUCCACAAUUUGAAGAAAACUAUCAAAACCGUAGCGGGACGAGCGUCGGCGCUGCAUCAGCAAAAGAGAAAACUGCUUGCCGAUGGUACGACCGAAGGUUACCCGGAGCUGACCACCUCGCUGAAAACGACUCCUGGUGGGAUUUCAACAGAGGUCAGUACUGCACCGAAUCCUGCCCCAUUGUCGGAAGCCAAUAUGGAGAAAUAUCUGAAACUAUACGAGCAGCAAGCAUUGGGUGCAACGAUCGUACCCAACGGUACGACGCUAACGACGACGGCACUGGAAGCAUUUGCCGUAGCUACGCUAGCUGCGUCCGAGGCGGCAGUAACAGCCGCCACCAAUACUUCCGGUGCAUCGGCAGCAUCCUCCAGCACAACGACCAACAGCAACACUGUUGCGGUGUCGAAAAAAGUGGAACGAAAAACGGCACGCAUUGCACCGACCGUAUCGGCCACGCGAAAGAUCAGCCAUACCGUGCAGGGUGGUCUCGGUGUAGGAGGUAGCUCCGGUGCAGCAGCAGCAGGGCAGACGAAGAAACCGAUUAAUAUUGCACCGCGAACGACAACCGUCAGCAGUACGACGGCGGUUUAUCAACACACGAUCGUUGCGGCUCCGGCAAGCGGUCCGGUCAGCAGCAACAACAACAAUACCACUGCCAGCGUACACCAUCAUCAUCAACAGGCGACAACGACAACAACCACCACGCAGAAGACUGAGCAGCACCCGCUGAUGAUGGGUAAAACGCAACCGCCACCGCCGGUUCUACUCACCACGAUACGGCUACCGGGUCCGGCGGCUCAGCAACAUUCACAACCGUUGCAGCUUCCUCCUAACGUUAUCGUUUCACAGUCCCAAUCGGGCACAGUAACGCAGACAGCUGCAGCCGCUGUUGUACCGCAGUAUAAAUCGAUUAUUAAUCAGCCACUACAAUCCACACCUACUAGCGCCGGUACGACAAAAUCAAUGUCCGGCACCAAACUUGCGACGGCAGUCAGUACAGCUGCCAGCACAACGAUCGCUCCGACUGCGGCCGUGUUCCAGUUCCAUCAUCACCAUCAGCUGUCGGGAGGUGGCGCACCCGGCCAGAUACCGAAUCUGGUGCAGAUCUCGAACCUGCUUCCUCUCGCGGCUGCCCAACAGCAAGCCAAACUAACCGGCGGGGCUUCCUUGACGCUUGCCAACGCCGCUAAUGCAGCGGCCAUCCAGCAGCAGCAGCAGCAACAUCAACAACAGCAUGUCGCCUCGGCGGCUGUUAGUGCAGCCACGGCAGCAGCAUUCGCGCUCGGUGCCGCCGGGACACCGUCGGCCGCAGCCGCCAACCUGCUAGUCAAUGCAAACGGCAUCAACAACGGUGCCGCGGCUGGGUUAAUUCGUAGCGGUGCUACUAAUAGCACUGGCACGGCCGGUCCCACACCACAGCUCGUCAUGAACGCCACCUUCAUCAAAAUCCAUCAGAUACAGCAGCAGCAGCAGCAAGCGGCAGCGGCCGCCGCUCAUCAAGCCGCCCAACAGCAGCAACAGCAGUUGAUGGCCGCGGCCGCUAGUUCGGUUGCGAACACCACUCAACAGCAGCAAAGCUUCACGAUGGAAGCGUCAGCAAUGAACAUGAACUUUAGCGGAAUGUUCGCUUCCAAACCGACGACCACCGUUGUGCCGUACACGUGCCAACCGACCGCUGGUCGACCAUCCGCUUACCAACCGGCGAACGGGACGCCGACUCUGUACCCGGCGGCACUAAAUCCAUUCGCUGCCCAGCAGCAACAUGCACCGCAACAGCAACAACAGCUGAUCAUGACACCCAGCGGAGGGAUUUUUGUGAAUGCCGCCGCCAUCCCGGCGAUGAUCAACUCGCAGCUGAGUGCGGCGUUCACACCGACGUCAGCCAACAUUCCCGCACUGCAUCCACUGCAGCCGGGGCCGAUGCCACCUUCCUCGCAGGGUGGCGGUGCGAACGGCACCAGUGGUGCCACCACCACCGGACAGUUACCAAAUAUCACAGCUAUCAUCCAACAGAGCAAUGGCGGACCGGCUGCCUUGAAUGGUAGCGCAACCGGUACCGCUCAGCAACCCCAGCACCAUCACCACCACCACCAUCACCCGCUGCUGGCAAACAUUUCGCCUGCGAUCCUUUCGAACCUGCAGGUAGCGGCGGCUGCGUUUGCCUCGUCCGCCAACAACGGUACUGGUGUGAGUGCGGCAAACAAACUUGCACUCGGACAAGCAACAUCAUCCGCAGCAGCGACUCAGUUUGUGCCGAUCUCUGCUGCAGCACACUACGGCACCGGAACUACGCUUUACGCAGCGACAACCGGACAACCGGCCCUCGGUAUCGCCACUUCCAUGCAGCAGCAUCACGCCCAGCAACAGCAGGCGAUUGUGUCGUCCGCCGUCCAAUCGCUCUCUCCACCACCACUCGUGGCCACAGUGCCCACCUACACCACCACCGGCAAACCGAUCAUGAACGCGGUGCUUAACGGUGUUUCAUCGGCAGUAUCCACGUCGUCUGUGACACCGGGCACGGCACUGUUGGCAGCGGCCCCAACUGGAACCGCAAAACCACCCGUUGGUGGCGAACCGCCCGGAUUGGUACCGGUGCAGCUUCCGAAGCAGCAACCACCGACGGCAUCGUCGGUCACGUCGACGGUUCCCCUUCCGAAGUUGGUUCGUUCGUCCACGCUUACGUCACGUAGCAACGGUUCCACGCAAACACCGUCGGCUGUGAUACCUUCCGUUGCGCCCAGCUCACCGCCAGCCCUCAAUCCACUCACGCUUGAUUGUGGCAGCAGCAACGACAGUGGCAUCGUCGCCAACUCGAGCGACAGUGAGGACAAGUCGCUUACGAUCGAUCUCUGCUCGCCCGGCUCACCCUCCGACACGUCCUCGGCCAAGAAAGGCGAAGAAGGGGACGAAGAAGAGGAAGAGGACCAGGUUCAUCAUCAUAUGCACGAGCCUCAUCACAAUCAUCACCAUCAUCAGCAAAGGCGUCAUCUGCAUCACCGGCGCCAUGGGGCUGGCAGUGCCAGUGGUAACAAGGACGAUACACGAACAACAGCAUCCUCGAGAUCGUCACCGCUCUCUACCUCGUCUUUGGAAGAUUCCGAGGAUCAGUUGAUCGUCGAUCAUGAGCCUCCGGUAACGAGUACUCCCGCAAUGGUAGCGUCCGUUGCGGUGUCACGGCCACCACCGCUACUGCUUCUGUCCGAUGUGGCAGUAGCAGCUGCUGAAGCUGAUGCCGCACUCAAUAAGCAUCAGACGACGUCGGUAGGCAACCAAAAGCACGCAACCAACUCAACCGUUCUCGAGUUAAUACGGCAAAAGCAUGAGCAGCAACAGCAGCCAGUCCAUCCACCGAUGGAGCAGGAGGACGACGAAGACACAUCGUCCACCGUCAAGCAGAUUCCCGAGGAGCAGCAGCAAUCAUCGCAGGAGGCCAUGUCUACGAUGUCAUCCUCAUCUGCAACAGAUCUGCAGGGCGAUUACAGUGCCGCUUCAACGCCACAAAGCGCAAGCUCUUCUGACAGUGCAGCGCCUCAACAGCAUCAGGAGUCGGGGCAGGAACUGGAUAAGAAACGACAGGGUCAAUCUUCAAUUGAUUCCCGCACCACCAAUUCUUCACCCUCGUCCGAACAGUCGCAUCUGUCGCCACCGAGCAUCGACACGGAGAUAGUGCUGCAGAGCCCGUUCGCACCGGAAGCAACCUGCGCGAAGAGUCCGAUCCUUUCGCAGCCGAAAACGAUCCGCUUUCCGGCACCGUCCGGUACGGCACCGCAUCACAACUUCGGACGGAAAGGGUUCCGCCGGUCGGGUGAUGGAAGGCUGUACGGUGUUUGCUAUUGGCGCGAUUGCGUGAGCAAGUUUGACAGCAGCUCGCAGCUGCUCGAUCAUUUGCAGAUAGCGCACGUGAACACCCAGAAGGAUCCACCGUACGCGUGCCUGUGGGAUGGGUGUAAGGUACAUAAUAAGGAGUGCACCAAGUUUAACUGGCUCGAAAAUCACGUCCAGUCGCAUGCCUGCACCAAACCACACAAAUGCAUCGUGGCCGGGUGUGGAAUGCGCUUCGCCUCGCAGCCAAUGCUGCUAAAGCACGUCAACAGUCACUUCGCGAACGUGGACAGCAAUAGUUCUGGCAAGCGAUCGUCCGAUCCGCCCGUCCCGAAGGUGCUUAGAAAAACGGGCAAAAAACUGCGCUACCGCCGGCAACCGUGGUCAGCACGUCGCUUUGAUUUCUUCGACUCCGGCGUAAUGGAAGGUCUGCAGCAUCGUUUGAUACGGCUUGGUACGAUUGCAAGCGGCCAGGGCGGCGCAAUAACUUUCCGUGGAAUACAGCUUGGCCGUCGCCACAUACCGAGUGAAGGAACGGAAGUGCUCGUCCGAUGGUAUCCUGCAGAAAUCUUGCCAGACGAAUGGUUACCGGAGCUGCCGGUGGGUGAGAAGUUCGUGAAGCAAGUGAGCAUACACAGCCUCACGAUCGAGCAGCGAAACGAUCUGUCCGAUUAUUUGAAACAAGAUCGGCUCAAUCCAACGGCAGCCGCCAUUGUGAAUCCGUUUGCCGCGCUGCACGAGCAUGAGUUUGAGUCGCAGAUUACGGCGAGUGGCAGUGGAAGCAGCUCCAACCUUAGCAGCAUCAGCAGCAACAGCAGCAGCUGCAGCUGGAGUAACAACAGCUUCUCCAAUCAGGCUGGUCGGUUCAACUGUCGCACGGCACCAAAGCAACAGCGCAAGCGGUCUAAACUUUCCGCGACGGAUUCAAACGGUUCCUGUUCGUCACAAUCGAUUACGUCAAGCGGGUUUUCGUCGAUCUUUUCAACCUCUCUAACGUCGUUAUCCGGUGGUACGAGUAGCGCUGCUAGCCAUAACAACACUGCCGUGUCAUCAUGUGGUAGCAGCAGCCGUGAGGGAACCUGCGGUGCAAUGCAACUAUCCUCCUCAAGUUCUUCAUCAACAAUCUCCUUCUCAUCCUCGUCGGUUUCCUCCUCCAUAACUCCAUCAUCAUCGUCCGGACUCUUGAAGUCAUCCCCAUCAUCCUGA